Messenger RNA from Zingiber officinale, 2237 nucleotides. Its product is annotated as microtubule-associated protein 70-1-like. The transcript is spliced from 11 exons. Gene Ontology annotation, biological process: cytoskeleton organization. NCBI's taxonomy places the organism in Eukaryota, Viridiplantae, Streptophyta, Magnoliopsida, Zingiberales, Zingiberaceae. Bases 257 to 2044 code for a protein of 595 amino acids. Gene Ontology annotation, molecular function: microtubule binding. The record is from RefSeq and is a predicted model, not a curated record.
ACCUGGUCUGCUUCAGCUGCGUCGGUGGAACACUCUGUAUCUCUCUCUCUCUUUCGUCUCCUCAGUUUUUUUGUUUGCUUUGAUCAUUUGCAUGCUGUUCCAAGUAACAAUGAGCGGGAUUAGUUUCUUUGAUCUCUGCCAUUAGGAUCGCAGCAUGUACUUGUUAUACUCACUCGAUCCAACUGCAUCGGAUUAGAUUGGAGACUGUUCGUCGAAAGCUCUUCUCCUUCCCUGUACUCUAGUUCCGAUUCCACUCAUGGGGGAGAACGGAGGGAAAGAGGAAUCCAAAUCGGCGGCGUUUGGGUUGCUGGAGGAGGACGCCGUGGACUACUAUUUCUCGUCGUCGUCGUCAUCGUCGCAGGCGGGUCUGGGCUUGCCGCCGGCGAAGAAGAAGCAACCGAAAAGAACCAGUUUUGACGACGAAGAUUUCUUGAACCUGUUGCAUGGUUCUGACCCCUUCAAGAUCGAGCUGAAUCGCCUCCAGAAUCUAGUCAAAGAUAAGGACCGUGAGCUAUCUGAAGCUUAUAGUGAAAUUAAAGGCCUAAGGUUGGUAGAACGUGCCAAAGACAAGGCUCUUGCUGAGGUUUCUGAGGAGCUUAACAAGAUGGUGGAGAAGUUGCAGCUAUCUGAAGCUGCUUUGGAGAGCAAGAACUUGGAGAUCAAAAGAGUUACUGAAGAAAAGAAAGAAGCAUUAGCUGCACAGUUUGCCGCGGAAGCUACUCUUAGAAGAGUGCAUGCUGCACAGAAGGAUGAGGCGCUACCCAGUUUGGAGGAUAUACUUUUCCCACUAGAAGCUGAGAUCAAGCUCUUGAAGCAAGAGAUAGCAAACCUUCAAGAUGAUAAUAGAGUCUUGGAGAGAUUAACAAAAACCAAGGAAGCAGCUUUGUUAGAAGCAGAAAGAGAAGUGCAGAUUGCGAAGGUUAAGGCAGCUCUUGUUGAUGACCUUCAGAACAAGAACCAGGAGCUCAUGAAACAGAAUGAAAUAAACCAGGAAGAGUACAAGAUACUCGAUAGAAUGCACCGUCAAAAGGUUGCAGAAGUUGAGAAGUUGGCGCAGACUGUUCAUGACUUAGAAGAGGCACUUCUUUCAGGGGCUGCUGCUGCAAAUGCUGUAAGAGAUUAUCAGCGGCAAGUUAAUGAGUUAAAGGGGGAGAAAAAGACACUUGAGAGAACAUUGUCUCGAGCCAUGGUUGCAGAAAACCGAGCGGCUGUAGUAAUGGCAAAUGAAUGGAAGGAUACCAAUGACAAAGUUAUACCAGUCAAACAAUGGCUUGAAGAGCGACGUGUUCUGACGGGAGAAAUGCAACAACUACGGGAGAAGCUCUCCAUAUCAGAACGUGCUGCCAAGGCAGAGGCUCAACUUAAAGAAAGGUUGCAGCUGCGUUUGAAGGUUGUUGAAGAUGGACUAAAAUCAUCACUUCGGUCUGGGAUCCGUUAUGAUAAACGAAACAGUCCUUCUUUGGCUAGAAGUAGCUCGAUUAAUGGGUCUGACAGUGCUCCAAAUACUCUAUCAAGUGGAAUAGGGACACGAAAACCAUGUGCUCCAAGUGGAAAAUUUCCAAGCCCUUCCAGUGCGCUGCUAAAGCAUGCCAAGGGAGCAUCAAAGUCCUUUGAUGGCUGCAGAGUAGCAGAGGAAGAGUAUUAUAAAUCAAGGUUAUCUGAAGACACUUAUGUUAGUGAUACUUUAGAGAAGGACAUCGAACAUCUUUCCAUCACAGGAGCAAUGGAGCAGCUCAGCAGCAAGCCCCCAGAUGCGGCUCCAGAUGAUUAUGUUUCAGUUGUAUUUUAUGAUAUGCUACAGAAGGAAGUAAUCACAUUAAGGAAGUCAUUGCAUGAGAAGGAUCAGUGUUUGAAGGACAAGGAUAUUUCUAUGGAGAUGCUUUCAAGAAAAAUAGACACAAUAACUAAAUCAAUGGAGGUCGAAACAAAGAAAUUGCGUAGAGAAAAGGCUGCACUUGAGAAGGAGAUAGCAGCCUUGAAGGUAGAAAACCAGAAUGAACUGAAAGUUAGGCGCUCAAAAGGGAAUGGCCAACAAUUUGCAUAAGUAAGAGAUAAUUUCAGGAACCCAGAGCUUUCAGAUUGACCAUUUAACAGAUCCUUCAUAGUUGAUGUUCUUUUUUCUUUCUAAUUGAAAGGUUGAAACAUUAGUGUCUUGCACAUUAUGGGAAAUACGUAUUUAUCUAUAUAAUUGUAAUUCUACCAAGAAAAUCCAAGAUAAGGCUGUGAGUUUCUUAUUC